UUUAUUGUAGCCUGUUUCCGAGGAUAUUACAAGCAGAUUAGCACAUGUCGGACAGAACAGCAUGUAAAUGGGUGUGCUGUGGUAAUAUUCAAUACUGAGGAAACUGAGAAAGUAAUUGUAUGUAUACAAAAGUUUAGGGAAUGGAGGUCAACGAACAGGGUGAACCGAUGAAGAUUGAAUCAGAUCACGUGUCUAUCGGCUCAGAUAGCACCACACCGUGUGUACGCUGUAUACGACCUGGACCCCGUUCGCUGACUCUUUCACACAACUUACCGCCGCUGGCAAUAGAAGACCGAUGGAAGCGCCAGCGGAUUUACUCGAUUCAGGCUACGUGAACGAAUUACACAUACAGGCUUUCAUCGAUGCCCUACAGUCGGACGACCUAGAUGCUCAUGAUGCCCUAUCAGCAGCUUCACCCCACACCGUUCCCAGCUCUCCUGUGCCACAGAGCCCUCGAGUGAGGAAGGUCUCCGCUCUUUCCGAUUUCGCUCCAAUCAACUUGAAGGUGAAGAGAAAACGAAAGGGGGAUAAGUCUCCGGGAAGGAGGCAAGAGUGGUCGUUUCUCGUGCUCCGAUGGCCACUCCUCUUUUUGAUAUUUAUCCUCAUUGCGGCUCAAUUUGGGUUCUACAUCCUUAUUAGACAACUUGUGAACACCAAAGAAUGGUUGCUGGCAUGCAAGUUUGACCUUAAAUAUACCGACACUUUGUGGCUCAUUCAAAUUUCAAAGGGCGAGGACAGAAGGGCCUUCUACGAAAGCGUCUUCGAAUGGAAGGAAACGGCAAUGAUGCUCGACAGAUACCUUAUGUUCAAUGACUGGAAAAAGGUUGAUGAGGAUGCAUUUUAUGAUUGGAAACUUCUGCGCAAGGUGAAUCGGUCGUUGAAGAUUUUGAGAGAGAAGAAGGAUGUUCGCGGCGUUCUCGGUGUGUUAGAGACGUGUAUCCGAAGCAAUUUUGUAGGAGUCGAGUCUUCCAGGCUUUAUAGUGAAACUUUCUUGGGUACCAAGGACUUAAUCGAAUCGUACCAUACGGAGUUGCAAAGCGCACUACAAUUCGUUCGAGAGUCCUCGGAGCUUUCCAUUGAAGAGAAGAGGAAAUUCUUCAAAAAUGCUAGUACUAAUCUGGGAGCAUCUGCCCUGUGUCUCUCAGGUGGUGCGUCUUUUGGGUAUUACCAUUUUGGUGUAGUGAAAGCUUUCCUAGAUGCAGGGCUGCUUCCCCGAGUUAUUGCCGGAACAUCUGCUGGCGGUCUCGUUGCCGCUCUGGUGUGCACACGUACAGACGCGGAACUGAAGGCUCUUCUUGUUCCGGAACUCGCCCAAAAACUGACAGCAUGUGAAGACUCCUUUACUGUAUGGAUAAAGCGUUUUGGGACUACCGGUGCAAGAUUUGACAGUGUUGUGUGGGCUCGUAAAUGCACAUUCUUUACAAGAGGUUCCAUGACCUUUCGAGAAGCCUAUCUACGGACCGGGCGAAUUCUCAACAUUUCUGUUGUCCCUGCUGAUCGCCACGCCCCCACGAAGCUCUUGAAUUACAUGACUGCGCCGGAUACGAUAAUUUGGACGGCCCUACUCGCUUCAGCAGCUGUACCCGGGAUUCUCAACCCGGUUGUGCUCAUGCAAAAGCUCCACGAUGGCCGCGUAGUGCCAUGGAAUUGGGGUAGCAAGUUCAAGGACGGGUCUUUAAGGGUUGAUAUUCCUCUUCAAGCUCUCAAAAUGUACUUCAAUGUUACUCACCCGGUUGUGUCGCAAGUGAACCCCCAUGUCCAUUUAUUCUUCUUUGCGCCUCGUGGGUCGGCAGGAAAACCGUCAGUGCUUCAUGCGUUUACAGGGUGGCGAGGCAAUUUUCUUCUGUCUGCGGCGGAACAGUGGCUGAAACUAGAGCUAACAAAGAAUUUCAAAGUGAUUCGUGAUCUCGAGCUUCUUCCGCAGUUGCUUGGACAGGACUGGUCUAGUGUCUUUCUGCAACGUUUUGAUGGGGCUGUCACAAUCUGGCCGAGGACGCGAAUUUUGGAUUGGUUGCAUAUCUUGAGCGAUCCAGACUCGGUCGAGCUCGAACGAAUGAUGAAAGUCGGGCAAAUUGCAACGUGGCCUAAGUUGCACAUGAUCGAAAAUCGGUUUCGCAUAGAAAAUGAGAUUCUCAUGGGUCGACAGGCAGUCCGCAUAGCAAUGGACCAAAUUCGGUCCCGUACAACUCCCGGUGACACCCGAAAUAUUGCUGUCAACGGUCAGGCCGUCCCCGAGCCCGUUACUGGCUCUCGACUUCGUACAAGAUCCGAGUCGCCAAUACCAUUGGACUCGGACACCGAACGUGCAUUCAAAGACAAUGGCACGGCUUGGUACUUCCGCCGUGGUCGCCCUACAACUGGUGCUCCACGCGAAUCUGAGACGAGUACACCGUAUGAGAACAACUAUAACAAUAUUACCGACCCUUUACGUUCUCCUGUGCUGCGUCGCAGGUGGGCAUCUGAACUCCUCGAUCGCAACGACGACAGUGGAGCUGGAAACUCAUCUGCAAGCCCACGUACAGCCACGCCAGAACCAUCUGCUGAUGAACCAAGGCAAAACACUUCUAACUCGUCUACAUUCUUCAGGAGACUUGGGCCAAGAUCGUUGCCGAUACCAUUCUCAGGUUCUUAUAGACCUGCCAAAUCCAGCGGGAGGAGUUUGGGUGUAAAUGCAUCAGAAUUUGCCUGGAGUAGUGAAAGUUCAUCAGAGGAUGAAUUGGAUCACCUCCAACCACAGUCCGCUCUUUACCUGAAUACUGAAUUGGAUGAAGAUGCGGUUUCAGAUGAAGAAGGAAUGGAUCAAGACUGA
Molecule: messenger RNA, 2809 nt
Organism: Suillus plorans
Lineage: Eukaryota; Fungi; Basidiomycota; Agaricomycetes; Boletales; Suillaceae
Product: acyl transferase/acyl hydrolase/lysophospholipase
Exons: 19
Coding region: 296-2809 (837 amino acids)
Biological process (GO): lipid metabolic process
Molecular function (GO): triacylglycerol lipase activity
Source: RefSeq, a predicted model, not a curated record